Molecule: messenger RNA, 4656 nt
Organism: Amoebophrya sp. A25
Lineage: Eukaryota; Dinophyceae; Syndiniales; Amoebophryaceae
Source: the annotation of a GenBank genome assembly
UACAGACUGUAGUGUAGUAACUAAGAAACAGAAAGAGAAAGAAUACUCCAUCUCCUUGCCGUUGCCUUGCUCUUGUUGCUCCCGGUCGGAACAGGAUCAUCACCAACUCUUUGAAUGGCGGAGGCUACUACCUGCUCCACGUCGCCAGCAGAGCCUCCUGCUGUGCUCUCUCUGCAGAACGGUUUUGCCCCCGGCGCACGCAAGCCACCCGCUUCAGGAUGGAAAUAUUUCCCUGCUGGACCGAUUGUCGGCUUCUUCGCCGUCAUUCUGGGGAUCUUUGGAAAUCUCUUUCUGAUGGGUCCGUUCAAACUUUUCAGCAGUGUAGAAUGCUGCCAAAGAGGUCGCGGCUCAGGCGCUUUCGACGUUCUAUGCAGAUGCGGAAAGUCUUGGUGGAUGGGCACGAUUGCCUGCUUGAUCAAAGACCUGAUGCGGGUCGAUAUCCGCGUCUAUAACGCACAAAUCCUGACGAAAAUCCCAUCGGACUGGAACAUUCUGCUGUUCGCGAACCACCCAUGCGAAUUGGAUUGGUGCUUUUUGUGGCUCGUCUUGGCCGCAACCGGUAGAUUGCGAAGCUUGAAGAUCAUUCUCAAAGACAUUUCCAGUUUGCCGAUAUUUGGAUGGGCAUGCUACUACUUUCGGUUCAUCUUCUUGUGCAGGAACAACCGAGCAGAGGAUAUGAAGACGAUUGCGAAAAGUACUGACUCAUGCUGGUUAUUUGCUGGAGUUUGUGAAUGUCUAAGACUAGGGCUACGGGUGUGGUCACACCCUGUGUUACAUCAGAUUAGUACAAGAAGUGACUUGUCAACAUUUUUUCACAAAAAUCUAGAUCUUUUUCUUCAUGGUGUAGUUCUCCUCAUCUUCAGACCUCAAAGGCGAAGACCGCGUCGGCUUGCCAACCACCUUGCUCAUCUUCCCGGAAGGCACAGACCUCGAAACCGGGUUAGCUAAGUCCCAAAAGUGGGCUCAGCAAAACGAGCGACCUGUCUGGUACAACGUCCUCACACCUCGCGUCACUGGCUUCAAAGAGUGUGUGGCUAUUAUGCGAGACCUGCCAAGGAAGUUCGCGAUUGUGGACUGCACGAUCGCAUAUGAGGGCUAUCGGCAGUUGCUGACGCCUUUAGAUACCUUCGGGAAAAACGAUUGCCCUACGAGGUUGCACAUAGACUGCCAAAGGCUGUUCUUGCCAGGAGAUGGGAAUCAUCACUUGGUGGAGAGUAGGAGACGACAUAGUACUAGUUCUGGUGCUGCUGGGAAGCAUGUUGGUGCAGGAGGAGUCGAAGAUGGAGGUGCAGGAGGAGUCGAACAAGAAGAUGGAGGUGCAGGAGGAGCCGAACAAGAAGAUGGAGGUGCAGGAGGAGCCGAACAAGUUGUUCAAGCAUUUCCUCACUCUACUAGCGAUUACCCGUAUGGUCAAAAGAACUCGUAUCUGAACUCAUCAGUGAAUCGCAAUUGGGUUCACCUUCUUAGGGAGACGCAAGCGGUGAUCACUAAGAAGAGAGCAUGCGGUGAUCAGGUUGCUCUGCAUGUAGAAGGUGGAACCCAAAAAGCACAGCAAGAAGCAGAAGCAUCGGGAAAAGGCCCUUGCCCAUGCGCCGGAAACCGAGAAACGACCUGCACGGUGUCGACAUGUGCGUCUCCGAGUGACGCAACAGGCGAAGGAAGGUUGACAACGCGAGAGGCAAGGUGUACCACGAAUACAUCAGGAUCAGCGACGCCUAUAGAGGGAGCUCAAAACGCCCAAAGAGAGUCUCCUGUUGAUCCCAGGUGUAGUCCUAGUCCGAUGCCUGAAAUGCAGAUGCGGAUCGGAAUCAGCGAGGACAAUAAUAAAGUUGGUGAUCGUCCUACUAGUUGUACAACAAGUAGCAGCGGAAGAAUAUCGACACAGGAUCAAGAAGUUAUAGGUGACGGUCUACCACUAAAAUUUGGCGAUCCAGCUGAUUCACCAUCCGAUUACGUCUUAGUACCAGCAUCAUCUGUGAUCGUCGGCUCAUCGUUUUCUUCAUCGUCCUCAUCAGCUUUCAAUUUCAAAAAGACUUCAAGAACUUCAUCUAGUUCUCUAGUAGGAGGAGGAAAGAAAAGUUUGAGUUCGAGUUCUACCUUGCAGCGACGAGGAAGCAGUCCCUCAGGAACAAGGAAAGGGCCCCGUAGUAGCAUUGGACCUCCCACACACUUGUAUUUCGGUCCAGGUGAGUACGUAGAACCAGAGCCUGAACUUCGCAGGCCACAGCCUGGCCACCCAGACGAAGAACUGGCCUUCCUCCAGAAGAGCAUACCUCCAGAGUUUCUGAACAAUAUGAAGUUGAGUAGAGUGGAACAAGAAGAAGAAAAGCCUUAUAUUAAGGCUCAACUCUGUUCAUUGGUCACCAUUUAGAUUGGAGUCACUGACAGCGACCCCUUGAGGGAACAGGGGCAACGAAGGGAACAAGGGGAAAGCUUUGAAGGAGGUCUCUUCCGUUCAGCAUCAGCCGACCCUUAAUGAUUGUCGACCUUUAAUGAUAGAUGUAGCAUGCGAAGUUUUGUUGCUGGUACAGGGAGGCGGUUUAAAGACACGCUGACAGGGUUCAGGGUUCGCGGCCGUAGGAAAUCGAAGAGGAUAAGCGUGCCUGAAGAUGAAGACAAUGACGAAAAUUUGUUUACAGAGGCUUGUCUGCUAGCAAGCUUCGAAAGAAAGGAGUUUAUGCUGGAAGGCGAAAACAAUGGAGGUUUUGCCAUCACUCAGGAGAAAGAGCUCAACUUCCCUAGGGAAAAGCGAUUUCUUAGGACGGUGUUGAGGUGGAGAAGUAGAAGGACUGAGAUUGAGGAAGCAACAGAUCAUGAGAAGAGUUAUGAUUAUAGUCAGCAAUUUUCCAUCAUUCUCGGCAUCUUGGACCCCUUUUCCCUUGUAUUCUCGUGAAAUACAAGGGAAAAGGGGUCAGGAUGAGGGGACCGAAAUGCAUUCUAGCACACGCUAAUAUGACGUAGAGCAGAGCUACGAGGAUACUCUUGGAGGAAAUAAGAAGGCCGAGGAAAACUCACUUGAAGAUGGUGCGGCUUCUGGAGGACUUGAGAAAGAGAGACUAUUGGCACCACCCGAAACACUUUCUUCAAAACAUCGAUGCGCUGGAGGUAAAACUAAAGCAGGUGGCCGCUACGACACUAUUUACGAAGGUGAAGAUGAAGAUGAGUCAACGACUUCCGCGGAAGAUGAAGUGGUAGCCAGUAGCCCUUUACGCAGGAGCAGAGCAGGAAGUAAGAUGGAACGACGAAGAACUAAAAGGAGAGAUAAGUCCGGUGGAGGUGGAGGUGUAGUGUUUGACAGCUAUGAAGAGGAUGAUCGAUCACCUCUGCUUGAUGACGAUGACCACAUGGCGCGCAAAGGAGACCACUAUGUGUGCGAAUUUGCGGAAGAUUUCGACGUCGACCAGGUUGGAGCUACAACGAGAAGAAACAAGAAGACAUCAUCAAAAUCAUCGUCGAAGCCAACAUCUCCAUCUGUAAAACCGUCGAAGAAGUCUUUCGCUUCCUCCUGUCGAACCUGUGUUGGCGAUUUCGUUGCGGGUAUCAUCCGCCUCAUCUUCCCCAAUUCUUUUACGAAGUCUUUACGACGAAAAAUCGAUCAAGUUCUUUCCGGAAUCUACCACCGAGUUGUACGAUAUUACGGUGCUUGGAUAUUGGCUUUCGCGAUUGUCAUCGAGUUGUGGUGCAGCUUCGCGUGGCCAAUGCUCAUCCUCACCUGUCUGAGUCUUUUAUCGCUUGCUUGGGGCACAGAUUUGAUGUUUGAUCGGGGAUUGCUGCUCCUGUUCGGUGGGUCGUGUUACGCACUAGCGGUUCUGCAUUAUUCGCACCAUUGGACGUGGGAGGAGCGCGCUGGGCCGCUAGCCAGGCUGAUUUUUGCUCCGUUGAGAUGAGUGUGAACCCGAACGUUAUGUACUUAUUCAAUUACGGUAAGGUUAUAUAUAAGGGUAAGACCACUAAGAGCUACGCGCCGCGUUUUAUCUUAUGGGUUUCCUUACAGCGCGUUUUCUUCUUGGUACGAGAGCGCUACGAGGCCAAUAAUUUUUGUCAUCUUUCUUCGGGAACACAAUGUAAAAUCCUUAAUCCUUACGGUUACACAUAAUAUGCUUUUUCCGUUUCAUUGUCAUAGUAUUUUUAAGGAAGUCAUCUGAUAACUUUUUUGUCUGCGCACUGUCUUAGUUUUUGUUAGAAGUAUCCACGGAUUCCGAUUUAGUUAAGUUCAGAAUCAGAAACUCCAAUAGAGUGAGUUGUACAUGUAGCAACUUUUUUAGUCGGUCGUGGUCAUCUUAAUGUCAAUUUCUAUUUUUGGUACAUCAUACCCGUCUUAUUUCGAGAACAAAGUCCUACUAUCAUUAUCUAUCUGCAGACGCAGGUGGGAUACGAUCCUAGAAGAUUGGCAUAUUCACAUUUCUUAGUCGAUGUUCUUACAUGAAGUAGUGCUACUAAUGAUUAACGUUGACGUAGUUCUAAGGGGAUGACCCUUGUAGUUUUGUCGAGAUGUGUCUCGUCCAGUAUGAUGAAUAAGAUCGCAUAUCUCAUAUCGAUAUCUCAUAUGCUACUGAGAAUUCUGAGGCCAAAAUUGGCAAACGCGAAAUAUAAACUCAAUCGUCUUUGGCUCGCGAGAAGCAAAGGGAAACGCAAACGGUAACGACCAGAUUAACA